UGUGAUGUGGCUCUGUGCGUGUAACAGCGAUAACCGGGGCUACAAGCUGUUCCUACGUGCCGUGUAACCGGGGCUUCGACCUGUUCUCCAGUGCCGUACCAGGUGUUCCUCCGUGCAGAACAACCGGGGCUACAGGCUGCUCCUCUGUUCAUUAUAACCGGGGCUGUGAGCUGCUCCUCUGUUCAUUAUAAUCGGGGCUGUGAGCUAUUAGGGAUCUGUUCCUUGUACAAGGACUACUUGCUGUUAAUGCCGGAGUAAAAGAUGCUGCGUGCCCCGGGCUGAGCGCUGUACCCGGGAUCUGAGCGCUGUGCCUGGCUCCUCAUGGAUCUGUAACUAGUUACUCCCGUGGACACCAUGGAUUUCCCGUGGGUUGUGCCCCUGCUGCUGUUGCCCCUGUCCCUGGCUGUAGAAGAAACCUUGAUGGAUUCAACGACAGCAACAGCGGAGCUAGGCUGGACGGUGCAGCCCUCCUCAGGGUGGGAAGAGGUGAGUGGCUAUGAUGAGAACAUGAACACCAUUAGGACGUAUCAAGUGUGUAACGUCUUUGUGACCAGUCAGAACAACUGGCUAAGGACCAAGUACAUUCGUAGGCGAGGAGCCCACAGAAUACACGUGGAAAUGAAAUUUUCUGUGCGGGACUGUAGUAGCAUCCCCAGUGUUCCAGGCUCUUGUAAGGAAACCUUCAACUUGUAUUAUUAUGAGUCUGACUUUGAUUCUGCAACUAAAACGUUUCCCAACUGGAUGGAGAAUCCCUGGGUAAAAGUGGACACCAUAGCUGCUGAUGAGAGCUUUUCCCAGGUGGACCUUGGGGGACGGGUAAUGAAAAUUAAUACAGAAGUACGGAGUUUUGGUCCAGUCUCCAAAAAUGGCUUCUAUCUAGCGUUUCAAGACUAUGGUGCAUGCAUGUCCCUUAUAGCCGUCAGAGUCUAUUAUCGUAAAUGUCCACGAGUGAUUCAGAAUGGAGCCAUCUUUCAGGAGACACUUUCUGGAGCUGAGAGCACUUCCUUGGUGGCUGCCAGAGGGAUCUGCAUACCGAAUGCAGAGGAAGUGGAUGUUCCCAUCAAACUGUAUUGCAACGGUGAUGGGGAAUGGCUUGUACCUAUUGGUCGUUGCAUGUGUAAAGCCGGAUACGAGUCUGUGGAGAAUGGCACUGGAUGUCGAGGAUGCUCCCCUGGGAUGUUCAAGGCCAACCAAGGAGAUGAUAGCUGUUCGUACUGUCCCAUCAAUAGCCGGACAACCUCGGAGGGGGCUACCAACUGUGUGUGCCGUACAGGAUAUUACCGCGCUGACUCUGACCCAAUGCAGAUGCCAUGCACCACAAUACCAUCAGCUCCACAGAGCGUUAUCUCCAGCGUGAACGAGACAUCCCUGAUGUUGGAGUGGUCACCUCCCAGAGAUUCCGGGGGCCGAGAGGAUCUCGUAUUUAAUAUUAUCUGCAAGAGCUGUGGCUCAGGACGGGGCGGCUGCACACGCUGUGGGGAUAACGUACAGUUUGCUCCGCGCCAGCUCGGUCUGACUGAGCCCCGGGUUUACAUCAGCGACUUGCUGGCUCACACCCAAUACACCUUCGAGAUCCAAGCAGUAAACGGGGUCACCGAUCAGAGCCCUUACUCGCCACACUUUACAUCAGUUAACAUCACCACCAACCAAGCAGCACCUUCAUCUGUCUCUAUCAUGCACCAAGUCAGCCGCACAGUCGACAGCAUCACCCUGUCCUGGUCCCAGCCAGACCAGCCCAACGGAGUCAUUCUAGACUACGAACUUAUGUUUUAUGAGAAGGACAUGACUGAGCACAACUCAUCUGUGGUGAAAAGCUUCACCAAUACGGUGAUGGUUCCUGGUCUGAAAGCAGGCACGAUCUACGUCUUCCAGGUGCGCGCACGCACGGUGGCUGGCUACGGGAGAUACAGCGGCAAAAUGUACUUCCAAACCAUGACAGAAGCGGAAUAUCAGAGCAGCUUCCAGGAGAAACUUCCCCUUAUUAUUGGAUCUUCUGCAGCCGGCCUUGUGUUCCUUAUUGCCCUGGUGGUCAUUAUCAUUGUGUGUAACAGAAGACGAGGCUUUGAGAGAGCCGACUCGGAAUACACCGAUAAACUUCAGCACUAUACCAGUGGCCACAGUACGUACCGACUGCCUUCACCAGGGCUGGGUGCUCGUUCUCUCGUUGUGACCCCUGGAAUGAAAAUUUACAUUGAUCCUUUUACUUAUGAGGAUCCCAAUGAAGCCGUCCGGGAGUUUGCCAAAGAAAUUGAUAUAUCCUGUGUGAAAAUUGAGCAAGUGAUUGGGGCAGGAGAGUUUGGGGAAGUUUGCAGUGGCCAUCUCAAACUGCCAGGCAAACGAGAGAUCUUUGUGGCAAUUAAGACACUGAAGUCCGGGUACACUGAGAAGCAACGUCGAGACUUCCUCAGUGAAGCGAGCAUCAUGGGACAGUUUGACCAUCCUAAUGUUAUACACCUCGAAGGAGUUGUAACCAAGAGUUCUCCUGUAAUGAUCAUCACCGAAUUCAUGGAGAAUGGGUCACUGGAUUCUUUCUUAAGGCAAAAUGAUGGUCAGUUUACAGUUAUCCAGCUGGUGGGAAUGCUCAGAGGAAUUGCUGCAGGAAUGAAGUACUUGGCUGAUAUGAACUACGUGCACCGAGACCUUGCUGCUCGCAAUAUCCUUGUGAACAGUAACCUGGUGUGCAAGGUGUCGGACUUUGGUUUGUCACGGUUCCUUGAGGAUGACACAUCAGAUCCAACAUACACCAGUGCUUUGGGCGGUAAGAUUCCCAUACGAUGGACAGCGCCAGAAGCUAUACAGUACCGAAAGUUUACAUCAGCCAGCGACGUCUGGAGCUACGGGAUCGUAAUGUGGGAGGUGAUGUCAUAUGGAGAGAGACCCUACUGGGAUAUGACUAAUCAAGAUGUAAUAAAUGCUAUAGAACAAGAUUACCGGCUCCCGCCUCCCAUGGAUUGUCCCAAUGCACUGCACCAACUAAUGCUGGACUGUUGGCAGAAGGACCGAAAUCACCGGCCUAAGUUUGGGCAGAUUGUUAACACUUUGGACAAAAUGAUCCGUAACCCUAACAGCUUAAAGGCUGUGGCUCCUUUGUCUUCUGGUGUGACUCUUCCACUGCUGGACCGCACCGUUCCCGAUUACACCAGCUUUAACACCGUAGACGAAUGGUUGGAUGCCAUCAAAAUGGGACAGUACAAGGAAAGCUUCGCUAAUGCUGGCUUCUCCUCCUUUGACGUUGUUUCACAAAUGAUAAUGGAGGAUAUUUUACGAGUAGGAGUAACUUUAGCUGGGCAUCAGAAAAAGAUCCUCAACAGCAUCCAAGUGAUGCGAGCACAGAUGAAUCAAAUCCAGUCCGUGGAGGUUUGAUAAUGAAGACUUUUUGUCUCCUGAUCCUCAGACUUCCUUACGUCUUUCAACUCCGAGCCACCCUUCUUUCCCCACCUGGUACGAUGAAGUUCCACAGUUGCACCUUCUGCAGACGGGUCACCUUUCUCCCACCAUGGAUCUGUCCACAGAAUCCAUUUCCUAUCCCCACUAGAUGAACUCCGACUUCUGGAGUGUUCCUGUGUUAACAAAACUCUUGGCCAAAAUUCCAGGCAAACGGAUUAGGGGGAACUGUGAAGAAUAUUUUUGAAAAGUAAAAAAAAAAAAUUCAAUAAUAAUUUUAAUGAAAGGAAAAUAAAAUCAGUAACAACAAGGGCUUGAAGAAAUCAGCUCAGAGUUUGAAAAAAGGAGACAACGCAUUACAGUGUUCUCCUGCACAAUAACGAAAGCAAAUUAUCUGUAUGAAAUUUGCUGCAGCAUUUUUUUUUCUAUUGUUAUUUUUUUUAAGAAAAUGGAUUAAAAAGACUGAGUGGGCACACUCACAUUGCAACAAUCUCCUCAUGCUGAUGGUCUGUGGUGCCUACAUUUAACCUCUCUGGUUGAGGGGGGUAAAUAAUAUUAUACAGAGGGGAAAAAAAGUUGAAAAUGUAUUAUUUCCAUUAAAUGGACCAGAUGAAUCUGAAUACAACUCUUCAUCUUGAAGAUAUUACAGAAACAAAGCAAAAUAAAGGCUUUUUCUGUGGAGUAGGAAGACGCCUUUGAAACCGUUAGAGUUUGCGGACUGUAAGACAAUUUAGCUUGUGUUUUUUUCUGACUUUGUGAGGGCCCCCAGCCACACCUCAGUGACAUCUCAUGCAUAUCAUGUGCACACGAUAAUGAUGUCAUCACUGAUUGCCAAUGACGUCUCUCCAAGGACUUCCCAAGUACAGUCUGUUGUAGGUUUUAAUUAGACUCUGACAUGUAAAAAGAAAAAUGUUUUGUUGUCAAUGUUGUUGUUUCAGAAUCUGUUCCUACUUUGUUUGUUUACACCAAUUUGAAUUUUUUUAAAUUGUUUUUUGAAAUAUCGGUACUCAAAGUUUGAAAUUGCUUAAAAAAAGACAAAAAAAAAAUCAAAAACAUAAUGGACAAUUAUCCUUUGAAAAGGGUUUCUGCUUGGUACUUAUCAACAUCCUAAAAUGCAAAUGGCUUUUUUAUGCACAUCUAUCCUCUCUGUGGCUAUCGGUUCAUGGGAAGUCCACUCCUACUUGGUGUCCCAUCACCUGGUACAAGACUGGAAUAUGGCUAUCUGACUUGUGAGGCAUGCUCCUCAGGGGCGUUCUUUUCUUUUCUCCCUACUCUUGUUUGCGGCUUAUUAUAUAAGCUUUCCAAGUUGUGUGAUGGCCAUAGCACGUGAGAAACUGAGGACUAAAUUAACCCCAUGGGUACUGAGAUAGCACAGCCAAUGCCUUCUGUUUAAUUUUAAUUUAGUUUUGUUUUGGAUUUGUUUGUUUUUUAUCAUUUUUGGUUGAGCUUUUAUGAGAUUGAUUGACCUUACCAUCUUAGGCACUUUACUGAGCUGUCCCAUCCCUAAGAUUCUGAGAGGGUUCACAGUUAAAAUUUGAUACAAUGAUAUUCAGCUGCUAGAAAAGAUUGCUUGUGUUUUUAUGUUGUUUUUCUUUCCAUAUUAGACUGUAUCCACUGUGAUGUGUGUGUUGGGUACAGUCUAACCUGGAUGCUGGUUUUGGAAGGGUAUUUUUAAUGCUUCCUAGACUGAAAGACUUUUUUUAUUGCCUGUCCCAAGUCUGUGCACUGUAACUAACAACGAGACACUAUCCUGUCCCAGACAUAAAGCUUCAAGCUCCAAUAAUUACUCACCUUAAACAUAACUAGCAGUUAAUCUUUUUAUAGCUUUUAGCAAAGUGGAAAACACUACACUCCAAAAACUCCACACUCCUCUUAAUUUCAGUGGCUCAGUACAGUCACGAUAAAUAAGGACCCUUUUUGGGUAGACUUUGGUGCCAUUAUGUGAAAUACAUAAGUGGUAUUUGUAGCCUUGUUCCCACGUGUUCUCAUGAGACUGAGAGUUCAGCACUUACUAAUAACAAGCUACAAGAGCUAAAGAAUAACAUUAGCCCAAAUAAAUCGCUAAGUGACCUUGAGCACAAGGUUGUUGUUUUUUUUUAAUUAGUUAAUAUCCAAUGUUUAAAUUAUGAAUUAAUAUAAUAACAUAUCACAGCCAGAUGAUACUGGGUUCUCCUUACCAACAUGAAGGCUCUCUUGCAUAAGGUUACUUCUCAACAGCUUUUCUAGACUAUAACUAAAUUCAACUUUAAUGUUUGUUUCUCAUUCAUUCGGAUAACACAUUUUUUAAUCAAAGUGAAAUUAUCCUGUAAAACGUUAUGUAGUAGGAUUUACUGACCAGAGGUCCCACGGUCUGCAUCAGUGGCAACCACUGCAGCCGCCCAGCCUAGUAAGCAUCUCCACAUUGGGGAAAUCAGAUUGGUUAAUCAGCACAGUUUCAGAUGGAACAAGCAUCAGCGACAGGUUCAUUUAAAUCUCUCCUCACAUAGGCGAUACUUUUAUUUGCUCAUAUAUUUGCAUUUGAGUUCUGAGUGAGCACCAGGAUUUGCACAUUAUUGUGAGUUGUGAUUGGCCAACUUACAAACACAAAAAAACCUCAAGUCUUGGGGUAAGUUUUAUGCUUUCUGCAUUCAAAUUAACACAGAGAAAUAUAUUAGCCUAAUGCAGUGAGUAAGGUUUUACAUUUAAAAUAAAAGUUGGAAUAAGAGCCACAUUCACUGCCAAAAUUACAAUUGUUUUAUAAUAUAUAAGUUUAUUUCUGUUUUUUUAAUAUAUAUAAAUUGAUCUGCCUGUGUUACAGUAUCAAAUAUUGCAGGCUCAUGAAAUGUUAAUUUGCUGUAUUCGGUACAUUUCCAGCCAUCAUUAACGUUAAUGUAAGUUUCCAGUUUUUACAAGAUUAGGGAGGCUUUGAAAUCUUUAUAACAAAGUCUUUAGUUGCAUUAUAGUCCCAUAAAGUAUACUAUUAGCAAACUAUGUUCCUUAAAGCAGGGACAUAUUUCAUUUUGUACAACAGAUUCCUGUUAGCAAUAUAACAGCGCUCCACUCAUAACAGUUACAAACAGGAGAAGGUAGAUUUUGGGUACUGAGGAUGGUCCAAUAUUCUGUAUAAAGCACUCCGUCCACUGACAAAGAGCAUUGCCACUAUUACUUAUUAUUUAUCUUACAAUAUGGCUACUGGCUGGUUAUGGGUAAUAGGACAGCGUAACAUGCACAGUAUUUACAAUUCACUGUGAAUUUAGUUUCAGUUUAUUUGAGGCUGAUCAACACCAUGAUUAAAAAACAAACUGAAAUCAUCUAUCAAGCUUGUGUUCUGCUGCUGGAGUUUAAUGUAGCCUGUAUUGCUGAACCUACAAAGUCAUUAAUGACCGGGUUUAAGAUACAUUGCAGAGCACAGAAGAAUUCCUUUUAAAUGCAGAAUAGUUCUUACUUUCCUUUUUUGUCUGUGUGUUCAGUAAAAUAAACCAGUUGUCAGAGAAUCCAGGUUUUGUCAGCCUCCCAUGCAGACGGCGGGUCAAAAACUCUGACCUUGAAUCUGUGGACUUGACUUCAGACAGAUUCAGGGUCCCUAAGGCUAGGCGAUCUGAGCUUUCUGUUUUUUCAGCUUGGCAUAUUGCAGCUUUAGCUACACGUUCCUUUGUUAACUCUGUCCUAAAUAGCAUUUACAUUCAGUUCUGACUGCACAGUAGGAUCCAGGAACGUUUUAUUGAUCAUCUGCACGUAUUUGCCAGAAUAGUUUUCGUGACUGCCAUUAAGCAUGACAUGACUAUGUUUACAGUAAUCGUGUGACUGAUAGUCGCACACCCAGGAGAAGAUGGCCUCUUUGUACUGUGGCCUUUAGAUUAAUAAAUAAAAUCUUGUUAUUUAGCAUAAAUAAGUCUAUUUUCGUCACUUUACCAACACUGACUUUACAUCCUAACGCCUCAGGUUUUAUUUUUAGAGGCGUAUUCUUACAAUCGUACCAGCACUUGCAAGCCAAUGUGAGGAGCAUAUUUUCUCUUCAUUGUGGACUAUAAAGACUGUGACCCCAGACAGAUCUGGACUAACCUUUGUACAACUGUCUGCACUUGAAAGUAUUGCUCUUCUUCCUUAGAAAACCUAAUGAUUUUUUAUUUUGUUACCCUCAUGAACGCCACAACAAGCAAUGGAAAUCAAGUCAACACUGUGACAUUACUAAUCUGUCAGCUCCUUCCAGGAAUCUAUGAAAAUGUAUGCACCCAAAACCUUGUCAAUAGUUAAAAUAAAUACUUUGGUUAUAAAACAAUUCAUUUGUUGUGUACCUGCUCGUGUGAACCAGCUGUGGUUGAUUCAUAACGUGCAGAAAACUUGUUGCGUUCAGCAAGAUCCCGUUAUGUGCCACAGUGAUCAUCUGUUUAAGGAUGAAGCGUAUUAUUUAAAUCAUUGUCUCACACUUUCAUUUCCAGUGCUUUAACGUCAACGAGUGGACUGUGUAAAUAAUAAUGUAUCAUACAGUGUUGUCGGUGACAUUUGUAGGCACAAUGAAUCUCCACUGCACCAGCGUCUUCCGGUAUACCUUGUAUAGGAAUUGAUGAACAGAGUGGCGAAGAGUGCGGAAACAAAGCCCUUUGUUAGCUUUCAUAUUUUAUUUUUUUCUCCAUAAAUCUGUAAAUCAUGAUUUCAUCCUGAUGCUGUUCAGAUCAGUCACAAAACCCAAGGACACACUUCUAAUGAGACUGAUCUUGUUCUAAUCAUUUUAUGUUAAAAAUUCCCAAAAAUACAGAACGUUUGAUAAAACAGGGAGAGAAGAAACAGAGGUUUCUAUGUAGCUUUGUAGAUCAUCCACAUUACACAUUUGUUCAUAAAUAAACUGUGACUUUUUGCAA
Molecule: messenger RNA, 8222 nt
Organism: Bombina bombina (fire-bellied toad)
Lineage: Eukaryota; Metazoa; Chordata; Amphibia; Anura; Bombinatoridae
Gene: EPHB2
Product: EPH receptor B2
Exons: 16
Coding region: 355-3363 (1002 amino acids)
Biological process (GO): cell surface receptor protein tyrosine kinase signaling pathway; protein phosphorylation; axon guidance
Cellular component (GO): plasma membrane; neuron projection
Molecular function (GO): protein binding; transmembrane-ephrin receptor activity; ATP binding
Source: RefSeq, a predicted model, not a curated record